This is a messenger RNA of Gopherus flavomarginatus (Mexican gopher tortoise), 1263 nucleotides long. It is a transcript of the gene CD164, whose product is annotated as CD164 molecule. Gene Ontology annotation, cellular component: cytoplasmic vesicle. Lineage: Eukaryota; Metazoa; Chordata; Testudines; Testudinidae. The record is from RefSeq and is a predicted model, not a curated record. Bases 17 to 538 code for a protein of 173 amino acids. The transcript is spliced from 6 exons.
AGUCGGACACCGCGCUAUGGGCCGGACACCGGGGUUCCUGCUCGCCACGGCCUGCUGGGCCCUGCUCUGGGGGGCGGCGGCGGCGGCAGACAGCUGUGCAGAUAUUAAAACCUGCAAUGACUGUGUUAAUACUACUGGAUGCGAGUGGAUUCAGUGCAACGGUUCAAACUUUUCUUGUGCAAAUGCAACAGGACUGAACUGUACUACUAUUUCAGAGUGUUUUUAUUCAUCUACUGCUGCUACCACAGUUGCUAAUGCUACCACAGCUGCUACUGCUACCACAGUUUCUCUCUACAAAACAGGUAACAUCACCAAUACAACUUCAUCUACUGCUUCAAGUACUCCAGUUCUCUCAACAAUCAGUACACCAGGUACAACACAUGCUACUGAGAGUCCCCCUAAACCAGCUCCUCACAAGUCUACAUUUGAUGCGGCCAGUUUCAUUGGUGGGAUUGUCCUUGUACUGGGUCUGCAGGCUGUAAUCUUCUUCCUGUAUAAAUUCUGCAAGUCCAAAGAUCGAAACUAUCACACUCUCUAGAACCUGUCAUUUUACAAUGGACUAGUAGCCCAACACCUGUAGUUCACUGAACCAAAAUAUAUUCUCUGUCCUGUAUGGAACACCACCGUUCAGAAUAUCCUUUAAACUCCAAAAGAAGACUUUUUGAAAGGAUGAUAUUUUUGUAACACUGUACUUGGCAAGAGGUGGUAUGAAUCGUCUCUUGCUCAGAGGUACUCAACAUGCUGCAUGAGUCCUUGUGAUUAUCUUAUUUUUUUAGUGGCUGCAGCUGUGGGACUUUUUUUUUUUUUUAAACUUGACAUGCCAAAUGUAAACUUACAAUGAUUCUUGUAUUCAGUGGUAACGGUCUUGAGUAGACAAUCUCCUCAUGAUGAUUGUGGAGGCUGAUUUAAUCAACCAUAAGUGCAGUAUCCCUAUAAUUUUAUAAAUGACUGACUUCUGGGAGUGAAAUAUCAUUUGUGCUAGCUUGUGGCUCUUGUAGUGUACUGCGAGGAAGGUUAACAAAGGUUUUGUGGAAGUAGAAGCUGUCUUAAAAUAUCCUCCUUGGAUGAAAAUAAUACCAAACCCAUAUUUUUCUACAUGAGAAUUAAAGAUGCCAACCAGGAAUUGUAUUGCACAUCUUAAUUUCUUAAAUUUGGCCUUUUCAGUUGUUAUAACUGGAAGGGUGGUGAGAAUAUUUCUCCUCCAUGUAAGAGGAAAUAAAGUCCAGUGCCUUAAAGAAUAAAAAGGUAGGUUGCAAAUUCAAA